CAAACACUCACACCCCCAAAUUCGAAUCCGAAAACUCAUCGGAUCUUUGCUUUCUCUCAGCAUCGGAGCUGAUAUCGAUUUCAUUCUAGUGUUAUAGCUCAGUUUCUGGGGAAGAGACGAAUCACGGGGGUAUGGAUUGGGACAACGUAGCAGCUGAAGAUGUGAUCGAGGCACUAAGAGAAGUCGAAUGGUCGACCCCUCCUCGUUCUUUCAGCGAGUUCUUCUCCAGAUUCGCGUUUCCUCGCUCUUUCUCUAAGUGGAAGAGCCGUCUCAAAUGCAAUCUCUACUAUUAUCGGACGAAUUACUUUAUCCUAGUGAUUUUCGUUCUUGGUCUUGCUUUGAUUACAAGACCAUUGGCUAUUCUUGGUGCUGCUUUUACGGCCUUGGGCUUAGCUUUUCUUAACGACAGUUUUGCGGCUACUUUUAAUGAAAAGUUUAUAAGGACUAUUAGGCUUUUCUCUCCACACUUGGCCGCAAAAAUGAGGCCUCCCCACAUGCCUGUGAUCCGUGGGAGAUCAGCAGCAAGAAAGACAGUAUACGUUUGUGGUAAACCACGAUGGGUAUUUGUCGUUAUUUUCCUAACAGCAAGUCUUGUCAUGUGGUUUUCUUCGUGCGGCUUGUUGUGGGUCCUCUAUUCAUUUCUCACUUCCCUCAUCGUGGUUAUAGUUCAUGCAAGCGUGAGAACACCAAAUCUCAAGGCACGCUUAAACACAUUCCGUGAAGAGUUUCGGGCUGUCUGGCGUAACUACAGUGAUCUUUAA
This is a messenger RNA of Eruca vesicaria subsp. sativa (arugula), 761 nucleotides long. NCBI's taxonomy places the organism in Eukaryota, Viridiplantae, Streptophyta, Magnoliopsida, Brassicales, Brassicaceae. The record is from the annotation of a GenBank genome assembly.